This is a messenger RNA of Gryllus bimaculatus (two-spotted cricket), 1053 nucleotides long. Lineage: Eukaryota; Metazoa; Arthropoda; Insecta; Orthoptera; Gryllidae. The record is from the annotation of a GenBank genome assembly.
AUGCGGGUAAGACACCGGUGGGCGCGGGGGAGGCGGACGGGGGGCACUGGCGAAACGCGGGGGCGACGAAGCGAACACUGGCGCGCGGCGGGGCGGAGCGGACAGCACCUGGCCAGCAGCAGCAGAGCCACGCCGAGCAGAGACGAGGAAGAUCGACCAGGAGCAACGCAAAGCAACAUAAAGAACGUCAAGAACAGGGCGACUUAUAAGAAGAAGAAGAAGAAGAAGAAGAAGAAGAAGAAGAAGAAGAAGAAAGGGGCAAAGCAGUGUAGUGCAUUACAGGGCGCGGACAAGAGCAAAGCGACGCAGAUGAGCCAUAAGCAAGGGGAAGCAACGCUGAGGAACGCUGACAGUGCAGAACAGCAGUCAAUAAGGAGAAGGGCCAAGCAGUGCACGGAGCGUCACAGCAAAGCUCCUCCUAGCAGAGACGACAGAGCAACUGGAACAGGGCGAAGCAGUGCAAAUCUGCAGUGUCAGGCGACCAGAGCUCCACGGAACGAACCAGAGCAACGCAGAUCAGCCCUAAGCAAGGCGAAGCAACGCCAAGGAACGCUGAGUAAGGAAGAGCAGACGGAAAACAACAGAACAACGCGGACCGGGGCAGCGCAGCACAUGGCGGCAAUGCGUCUUCUAGUGGCGGUCGUCGCUCUCGCCGGUAAUCCAUUACUUCUAGGCUGUCCGGGUGACGCCUAUCUGCCAACGACGCGGCGUCACCCGGACAGCGAAGAAGUAAUCCUUCUGAUUGUUGGGGUUAUUAGUCCCGUAUGUGUAGUGUAUGUUUGUACCGAGGGAGAUGGCGAUGAUCUUCCCCCGCUAGAUGGUGAGGUCCGGCACCGACCUACCUCUCGGCUAGAUGAGUUUCCCGCAUCUCUCACCAGCAGGGCACCGUACCAGCCUGCACAAUGUGGUAGUGUAUUGCCUGCAUGUAAGGGGGGAAGCAAAGAUCGCGCGAGCUCACAAAUAGACGCGCGCACAUCCAGUGCCUGGGCGGCUCGCGUAGAGCAGUCAGCGUUGCUUGCGGCGCACCCGGCACUCUGCAAGGAGAUGUACUGA